CCAGGGUCUUGGGCCUGUCCCACAUUGGUCGUCAGUUAUGCGACAGGCCGUUGGCGCGCGAAGAUUUCGUUCGGUACAAAAAUUUCGGAGCCCCGCGCGAUGCCGUGCACAACUACAUACCCCUCCUUAGGACCAGCCCCGCGCAGCCACACGAUGCCCUGCGCCUCAACACGACAAUGAGGUCGCGUAAUUUGCAUGCCAAGGACACGUAAGUGACAGACCCUUAAGGAGUUGGACUCUAGGAGGAGAGGAACACCCCUGUCUCCAUCAAUGAUGUGGAUGUGCAGUUUACCAGGGAGUACAAAUAACUUGGAGUGUACCUGGACAGUAAACUAGACUGGUCCAGGAAGGAUGAAGCCCUGUACAAGAUGGGACAGAGCCGGCUGUACUUUUUAAGAAGGCUCCGCUCCCUCAACGUCUGCAAUAAGAUGCUGCAGAUGUUCUACCAAUCGGUCGUAGCCAGUGCCAUCUUCUUCGCUGCUGUGUGUUGGGGGCAGCAGGGCGAAGGCUGCGGAUACCAAUAGAAUUAACAAACUCAAUAGGAAGGCUUGCUCCAUCCUGGGGGUGGAUUUGGAUUGAUGGGAAGCUGUCUUGGAGGGGAGGAUGCUCUUCAAACUGCAGAGCAUCCUGGACAAUACAGCUCACCCCCUCCAUGGCACACUAGUCAACCUGAGGAGUACCUUCAGCAACAGACUGGUUCAGAUGCAGGACAGAACGCCACAGGAGAUAUUUCUUCCCUGUGGCAAUCAUACUGUACAACUCUUCCUCCUUCUGUCGUGGGGUAGACUGAGACUGACCCCCUCCCCUCCCCCUCAAUCUUUGCACAUUCCCAAUCCUUUCCACUCGUCACUUUAAUUUCAGUUAUUUUGUGUUUUUAUGACUGGUGGCAGAUACAAGUUGUAUCGUUAACAUACUCAAGUAUUUUCUAAACAAUAAGCUUCCCAAUGAUGACAUAGCAAUGUUCCAGUGUUCAGUGUUGGCCAGGUAGUUUCCCAGUAGCUCACUUCAAUCAGGCAGUUAGACUUUGAGGGUUAGUUUCUCAGUCGGCUGUUUCAUGUUCCUUCCCAUUUAAUUUAGGAAAGCAAUGGCCUCUCAUUCAAUGACUGAUUAUAGUCAUUUUACAGUAAAUGUCAGGAACUCUGAAGCAAAAGGGGACCAUUUAAUCCUCAAACCUGUUGCACCAGUCUGUUAAUUCAACUCCAUUUACAUUUAAAAAAAAGUUGGAUAUCUACCAUUUUCACUGCACACAAUCUAAUAAUGAUUUUGGGGAUGAGAGGAUAAAAUUGGCUAAUGAACAGACCACACUAAGGAAGUGGUCAGGCUGACAAGUCACGCUUAAGGAAUGGGUAGGCUGAUGGAGAACAGCACCAAGGAGGCAGCCUUACCAACUCAAUGGGUCAGGCAGCAUCCCCGGAGAACAUAGUUAGGUGUCAUUUCAGAUUUGUAUCCUUCUUACAACCGAGGGGACUCUGCCAUGGUAAUUGCCAUAUCAACACAUACUUAACUGGCAUAUUUAAUCUACUAGCACCUGUCAAGUCUGAGUUCAUACUGAAGAAAAAUCCUUUACUGUAUCUUCCUUUAUAUUAAUAUUCCUUGAUGCCUUUUCCCCAUAUCCCUUGAAGUGUCUUUGCCGAACAAAACCUACAGAUCUGGCUUGAAAAUGUUCAGAGCUAGAAACUCAGUUUAUCUCAGACAGAGAAAGAGGGAUCUACCGUCCAGCGAGUUUGAUGAUGGCAGGUACGGGAUACUUAGUUGGAUGAUCAGCCAUGAUCAUAUUGAAUGGCGGUGCAGGCUCGAAGGGCCGAAUGGCCUACUCCUGCACCUAAUUUCUAUGUUUAAUUGUCAGAAAAAGAUGGAAUGCAUUAAUAAGGAAAUAUUAGGAUUAUUAUAGAAUAAGGAAAUAAUGAGGAUUUUUCAAAAGAUAAAAGAGUCAGCAAAGUUUUGAGAAAGAGGGAUUGUUUUUUUAGCAAAUGUAUUAGAGAUCCUUGAGGUUGUAAAUAGCAAGGUAUAGAAAGGAGAGGCAAAGGAUGUACUGUAUUUGGCUAUCCAUAAAGUACUCAAUAAGAUGACACAUUACAACUACUGUACAAAAGGUUUUGUGGGAUUGAGGAUAAUAUAAUAAUUUAGGCUGAUCAUUGGUUAACAGACAGAAAGCAAAGUAGAGAUGAUCAGUUUAUGUUCUGGUUGGCAGCCUUUAAGUAGUUGGUUUCCUCAGGGAUCAGUGUGUAAAUCAAUAUUAAUUUACAAUCAACAUUAAUUUACAAUUGUCUAUUGUCUAUAAUCUAUAUUAAUAAAUUAGAUGUAGUGUAAUUGUCAGGUGUUCUGACAAUACAUAGAUAAGUGCACAAUAACCUGUGUAGAGGACAUAAAGAGUCAGCAAAGGAAUAUAGGAAGAUUUAAUAAGGAGACAAAAAUAAAGGCUGUGUAGAGAAAUUAUCUUUUUUGCAGGGGAAAAUAGAAAAGCUGAAAAAUCUUUAACUGCAGUAAGAUUAUAAACAUUUUCAAAGCACUUUUGAUAUUGUAAAUAAUGCAGUGUCUGUAGGAGUAUAUUGGAAACGGUAUGGAGUAUUGUAAAUGUUAAGGAAGUCCUGCUAAAACGAUUGAAGGCUUUCAUGAGACGACACCUUGGUGAGACUACAUUUAGAAUAUCGCACAACAUACAAAGUACUGGACGAAUUCAGUGGGUCAGGCUGCGUCUGUGGAGGGAAUAGCCAGAUGACAAAGAUUCGGGCCUGACCCGCUGAGUUCCUCCAGCACUUUGUGUUUUACUCAAUAUUCCAGCAUUUGCAGUUUAUUGUGCCUCCUCAUAUGGUUUUUGUCCCAUCAUUUAAAUAAGGAUAUACUUUCUUGAAGAUGUUCCAGUGAAUAUUCUUUUGAUUUAUUCAUGAGAUUAGGGCUUGUCCUUUGGGGAACAAUUGAUCAGCUUGGGUUUGGAUUCAGAAGAAUGAGAGGUGAUCACAUUGAAAUAUAUAAGAUUAUGAGGGGGGAUGGAUGGAGUGGAUGAUGUGACUCACAUGCCAUUAAUACUAAUGUGCUUAGUUAAGAUUUACAACAUUAAAUUUUGGUGAGAGAGAAGUUGCUUUAUCAAUUCAGUUAUCUGGCUUCAGGUUGAAUUGUUUGUUUGUACCAAGUUCAAUUUGUACCAAGUUCAAUUUGUACCAAGAUUAUGUUAUAAACCUACGUGCAGGAAACAUUCCUUAUCUAAUUGCGGAGCUCAGAAUCAAUUUAUGUAACUGAGUGUACAGGAUUUGGCUGAUUAUGUUAAUGGCCUCUUGUAGUCCUUGGCGCAAUGUACAGGAUGGUUUAAAGUCUGUGUACAUGACAUCAAGUUGAUGAUAAACUUCCAUCUGUCUGACCUGGUGUUUCAUGGAAAAAUAUUAUCUGCUGCUUGCCUGCACCAUAGUAACAGGUUCCAUGGCCUUUUAGCAACUGCAAGCUUGUUUUUCAAUGAAAACAGCGUGAUUCCUGAAGCCAAGGUCACAUUUAGUCACCGAAAGAAACUGCGUAUAAAUAAUGUCGGGUGCAACCAGCUCAUUUGGUGCCUGUGGCGGUUAGUGUUGUACUGAGAGCUGGAGUUAAACAUCACUUUCAGCCAAAUCUUGCACAGCACAGCUCCGACAACAUUAGUUUUGUUGUGUUGAGAGUUAGAGAUUUUAGUUUCCAGAUAAAAUCAGAACUUUAAACUGCCUUGAGCUGUUAAUACCAUUACAGUGUGGCAUCAGUGCUAAAUUGAGUGUGGUUUCUGCCUGGCAGUGAGAUUAUGGCUUGUGUUAAUGUUCUGCUCAAUAAAUGCCAAUGUGUUUCUGGAGUGAGACAGAACGCAAUCUUAAAAACCAUCUUGAGCCAGCAGAGCGAUCUGAAGAUUUGCUCUGAGUUCUCGCAUCACAGCUGCCCCUGUGCAACUAGGCGGACAGUUUGCUUGAAAACUCCACAGGUUACCUGUCAGAUGGUAUCAGAUGUGCUGGUAAAGACAGUAAACUUUAUGAAGAACCUUCCUUCAUUCCACCACCUUCCCAAGGCAGAUCAAUUAUUGUUGCUGGAAAGCUGCUGGAUACAGUUGUUUCUGUUGGGAUUGGCCCAGGAGAGGGUGAGCUUCGAUGUGAUAGAGACCCCAGGCCACAGCAUGCUGAAGAGAAUCUUGCUGAAGGGGCAAGACCUGAUCAAGACAGGGGCAGAGGAAAGGAGACAGCCAACACUCGCUGGUGUACAGAGAGUAAGAAUUUGGCUGCACAAGUUCUGGUGCUUGGAUCUGAGUCAAACAGGAUAUGCAUAUCUGAAAGGAGCACUCCUCUUCAAUCCUGACCUGCCUGGACUCCAAGCACCUGAUUACAUUGAAAGCCUUCAGCGGGAAGCUCAGGGGGCACUCCAUAAGGUCCUGGAGCCCAUUCCUUCCAAGGACAACAGUCGCUUUGCUCGUGUUUUACUCACUGUCUCUGCCCUAAAAAGCAUCAGCAAUGAUCUCAUAACAGAACUCUUCUUCAGGCCAGUGAUCGGAGCAGCCGAUAUGACUGAGCUGCUGCUGGAGAUGCUUUACACCGAGUGAAGAGCAGCCACCAGCAUUUGUGCUACUCAACCGCUCACCUGAUCCACACACACAUAUUACCAACCUGACUGUGCCUCACUGCACACCCACAGCACACACACAUCAUUUGGCCUACAAUGUGGAGUGGUGCGGCCUUUCCUGGAGGCCGGCCCAGAGCUUCAAGCCGCGGGUGCGGCGCGGACUUACCAUCGUGGAGUGGGCGAUCCUUUGCCGAGGAACGCCAGCGAAAGUGCUCCGACCACGGGGCCUAUGAACUUUAACACCAUCGCGGUCUCCGGUAAGAAGAGGCCGACUCGGGAGCUCCAGGCCGCGGAGUGUUCCGAUCCGUCCCAACACUGGAGUUUCAAUCAUACCGACGCGAGGGUUUGAACAUCGGACCAUCGGCAGCGGCAAGUGCGGAGGGUUCGGCAAAGGAGGAAGAUGACUGAACUUUAUUGCCUUCCAUCACAGUGAGGAAUGUUGAUUCCACUGUGGUGGAUGUUUAUGUUAAAUUUUAUUAUUGUGGCUGUGUGUAUUGUUGCUUUUCACUUAGUAUGGCUGUAGGGUAACUCAAAUUUCAUUGUACCGUAACUGGUUAAGUGACAAUAAACGCAAACUUGAAAACC
Messenger RNA from Leucoraja erinaceus (little skate), 5148 nucleotides. Its product is annotated as nuclear receptor subfamily 0 group B member 2-like. The record is from RefSeq and is a predicted model, not a curated record. Gene Ontology annotation, biological process: negative regulation of transcription by RNA polymerase II; circadian rhythm. The transcript has 2 exons. Gene Ontology annotation, molecular function: transcription factor binding; transcription corepressor activity. Bases 3761 to 4543 code for a protein of 260 amino acids. Gene Ontology annotation, cellular component: cytoplasm; nucleus. NCBI's taxonomy places the organism in Eukaryota, Metazoa, Chordata, Chondrichthyes, Rajiformes, Rajidae.